Molecule: messenger RNA, 4752 nt
Organism: Rhizophagus irregularis DAOM 181602=DAOM 197198
Lineage: Eukaryota; Fungi; Glomeromycota; Glomeromycetes; Glomerales; Glomeraceae
Molecular function (GO): guanyl-nucleotide exchange factor activity
Source: RefSeq, a predicted model, not a curated record
AUGGAUGAAGAAACAAGUUUGAAGGGACUUAAGGAAAGGAGACUUAAAGUGGCAAGAGAAUACCGUCUGAGAAAUUUGAAAAGAGUUGCAGAUAAGAAUUUGGCUCUUCAUAAGAUUGCGAAAAAAAAUACGUUUCAAGCUAUUAUUUUCUCUCUUUCUACCAUUUUUUUUGGGGCUAUUUUUGUUUUCUUAGAUGGAAAUUCUGGCAUCACAGACCUUGUAGAAAAUGCUGCAGUCGGAGUCGGUUCUUUGAUGACUUUACUUACGAGUUUUAAAGAUUUUAUGACUAAAACGUCGACGGAUGAAGAUUGCAUUGCCAUUAAAUUUUCAGAAGUGAGCGAUGAAAGUGUUGAUCUUUCCUUGAAAACUACUGAUGAGGAUGACAUUCGAAAUACUGAAAAUACAAUUGAAUGUUGGUGUAAAUGGUUACAGAGGAUGAAGUCAUUUUAUACUACAUUUACUUUGUUUAGCUCAUUACUACUCAUUGUUUUUAUUAUACUUAACUUUACUUCUCAAGGAAAAAAUGUGAUUUCAAUAAACGUGACGAUUAUUAUUUUUGGAGGGAUUUCUUUAAUUCUCGCUGGUACAAUUCGUUAUUCGCUAAGUAUUUUCACUUUUUCAGGUGAUGGAGGAAAGGAUAUAGACCGACUUUUAAAUGGUAUGAAAAUUCACAUUAAAAGGAAUACCGCUCUUGAUUUGGAAAAUCUGCUAAAAGGUCUCUUUAAGCCUUACGAUAUGAAAGAUGAUAAACAGGAAUUUGAUAACAGUGAAUUGUCGAAAACUACUGAGCGCCUAACUAGUUUGGUUGAAAAUGAUCCAAAGAAGGCUAAGGAGGUUCAAGAUGCAAUAGCUCCUGAUAUUGCUUUGUGGAUAUGGAAAUUAUAUACUGCGAUGGAAGAACUUGAUUUUAUGUUACAAAAAAAUACUAACUCACAAUCAGAAUUGAAUAUGAAAAAACUUAUGAAAAAAUUGUCAUUGAAAGAGCUUGUCAAAAUUAUUCUGGAUUCGGAAGAUCAAAAAUAUCACUUUAAAUCAGAAUCGACUAAAUUGACUGUUGAUUACCAUAUACUUAGGGAACUUUAUGGGGCAUCAAAGGAAUUGCUAAAUAUAGUAGAAAAGGAAAACGAGAAAAAAAAUGAACAGCCGUCGAAAAAAGGAAGUGAUGGAAUAGAAGAAGAAUUUACUAAGAUAACUAAGGAGUUGGAAGUAAUUAAACAAAUAAUGGAGAAAAGUAAGAAAUCGCAUACAAAAGAAUUUACUGAUUUUACUAAUAAUUUAAUUGGAGAACUUGACGGAAUAAAAGAAAGGUUGAAAUAUAUUAACCAGUGGGCAGAAGGCUUAAAUAAUUUCACGGAUCCAACAAGUGCACAAGUUGAUCAAUUACGCGAAGAGAUACCUAAAAUAUUAAAUUGUGAUAAUUUGGAAAAAUAUGAUGAGAAAUGGAAAAAAACUUUUUAUAAGACGUCGAAACAAGAGGAUACAAAUCAGACGUUGAAACAAAAGGAUCCACCAAAUCUGAAAGAGAUUACAAAUCUGCCGUUGAUACUUUAUGAGAUAGAAAAAGAAUUAUCCGAGAUACCUAAAAUAUUAAAAGAGAUUGAUCAAAAGAUAGAAACUCCCAUCGAGGAUUUGAGGUAUGCAAAAAUAAUUAAUCGUUGCGCUAAAGAUAAACUUGAUGAUAUAGAAAAAAAAUUAUUUGAGAUGCAUGAUAAUAUAAGAAAAGAUUUGAUGAAUAGGGAGAUUGCUAAGAUAGAAAAAAACUUACUUAAAGUAUUUAUUGAAAAAUUAUCUAAUACACUUGAAAUUUUUGAAACAGAAAAUGUAAAAGAAUUAAAAGAAUUUAAUGAAAAACUUUCGAAAGUGUUUAAAAAAUUUAUAGAAAAAAAAUUAUCUAAUUAUAAUUCUAAAUGUAUUGGAGAAUUAUCUAAAACAUUUGAAAAUUUUGAUACAAAAAAUGUAAAAGAAUUUAAUGAUAAUAUUUCGGAAGUGCUUAAAAAAUUCAAGGUGGAAGAAAAAUUAUCUACAGAAGAAGCAGAAAAAUUUUUUGAGGAAUUUUCGAAAAAUUCCAGUAAGAUAAAAGAAUUAUAUAAAAAAAUUGAUGAGUUGAAAAAAGAAACUAGCCAGAAAACAUCAAAAGAAGAAUCAAAAGAAUCAAAAGAAUCAAAAGAAUCAUUAGAAUUAUUAGAAAGAUUAUUAAAAGAAUUACGUCAAAUAUCGAAAGUAUUAAUAUUGAAUGAUCACAUAAAAUCAAGAGAAAAAAAUAAUUAUAAUAAAGAGGAGGUAGAAAAAAAAUUACUUAAGGUAUUUAUUGAAGAAUUAUCUAAUACAUUUGAAGAAUUUGAAACAGAAAAUGUAAAAGAAUUCAAUGAUAUAAUUUCGGAAGUGCUUAAAAAAUUUAUAAAAAACAAAUUAUCUAAUUAUAAGGUGGAAGAAGAAUUUUCUAAGAUACUUAAUAAUUAUAAUGAUUUCAAAACAGAAAAAGCAAUUAAAUUUAUUGAGGAAAUUUCGAAAAAAUCCGAUAAUUCCGAGAUCAAGAUAGAAAAAUUAUAUAUUGAAGAACCGGAACUUUCGAAAAAUUCCGAUAAUUCCGAGAUCAAGAUAGAAAAAUUAUAUGAGAUAAUUGAUGAGUUGAAAAAAGAAUUAUCUAAGAUACAUGAUGAGAAUCAUUUCAAAACAAGUAAAGCAAAAAAAAUUAUUGAUAAAUUUUCGAAACAUCACGAUAAUUACCCUAACAUAGAAAAAUUAUACGAGAAAAUUGAUGGGUUGAAAAAAGAAACUUGUCAGAUAACAUCAAGAGAAGAAUCAAAAGAAUUAAAAGAAUUAUUAGAAAGAUUAUUAAAAGAAUUACACCAAAUAUCGAAAGAAUUCAUAUUGAAAGAAUUCAUAAAAUUAAGAGAUGAUCACAAUUAUACAAAAUUGCAUGAAUGGUUGAAUGAAGGAUUAAGUGAUUUCACAGAAUUACUGAAUAAAAAUGAUAAUGAUAUGGAGAUUGAUAAGAUAGAAAAAAAAUUACUUAAGGUAUUUAUUGAUAAAUUAUAUGAGAUACUUAAUCUUGGAAAAGAAUUAUCUAAUACACUUGGAAAUGUAAAAGAAUUUAAUGAUAAAAUUUCGGAAGUUAUAGAAAACAAAUUAUCUAAUUAUAAAGUGAAAGAAAAUUUAUUUGAGGAAAAUGAUGAAACUAGCCAGAAAGAAUUAUUAAAAAAAUGGUACCCAAAUGAAUUACAUCAAAUAUCGAAAGAAUUAAUAUUGAAAGAAUUCAUAAAAUUAAGAGAUGAUCACAAUUAUUCAAAAUUGCAUAAAGGGUUGAAUGAAUUAGAAAAAUUACAAAAAUUACUUAAUAAAGAUGAUGAGGAGAUUGAUUAUUCAAAAUUGCAUAAAGAAUUACUUAAAAGUAUGGAGAUUAAUAAUGAGGAGAUUGAUAAUAAGGAUAUUGAUAAGAUAGAAAAAAAAUUACUUAAGGUAUUUAUUGAAGAAUUAUCUAAUACAGGAAAUGUAAAAGAAUUUAAUAAUAUAAUUUCGGAGGUGCUUAUAAAGUUUAUAGAUAAUGAAUUAUCUAGUUUUAUGAAAAAGGUGGAAGAAAAAUUACCUAAGAUACCCGAAACAGAAAAAGCAAACAAAUCAAAAAAAAAUAAAUUUAUUGAAGAAAUUUCGAAAAAUUCCGAUAAUUCCGAGAUCAAGAUAGAAAAAUUAUUUGAGAAUUUUGAUGAGUUGAAAAAAGAAACUAGUCAAAAAACAUCAAGAGAAGAAUCACAAGAAUCAAAAGAAUUAAAAGAAUUAUUAGAAAGAUUAUUAAAAGAAUUGGACCCGAAAGAAUUACAUCAAAUAUCGAAAGGAUUAAUAUUGAGAAAAUUCAUAGAAUUAAGAAGGUAUAACUAUUAUACAAAAUUGCAUAAAGGGUUGAAUGAAUUAAAUUAUUUCACAGAAUUCGAAAAAUUACAUAAGUUGUUUAAAGAAAUCAACCAGAAAACAUUUCAUUCCAUUAAUCUUAAUUAUUCUACUCAUCUCGUUAAAGAUGAAUAUUUUUUUAAACAUUUAUAUUAUGAAAUCGUUGAUUCAAUCAAAGAAGUCGAAGAUGAUGUAAAACUUAAUCCUGUAAAAAGUUAUAUUGAUUUUGGAAAACAUUUUGGAACUCACUUGUUUCAGAAUUUUAUUCCUGAUGGAAAACGCAAGUCAGACAAAGUUGUUAAUCAGAAACUUAUUCGUUGUUAUUACCGUCUCGGAGAAUUGCUAUUUAGCGAUAAUGAUGGAGAAAAUGCUCCGAAAAAAGUUACUGAUCUCCAACAUCGAAAAGCGAAAAAUUUUUAUGAUCUAUAUAAUAAAAUGCUGUUUUUAUUAAAUGACAUCAACGUCAACAACAAUGUCAACAAACUUCCGAUAAAUAUGAUUAAGGGGAUUAAAUCUCAGUAUGCCACUACUAUAUUUGCAAUAAGUAAUGAUGAUGUUACAUAUUUGACUCGUAACACUCGUAACAUUAGAUCCAAAAUCUUAUAUGUAUUAAGUAAUUAUUAUGUUAAUUAUUUGACUCGUGACAUUAGAUCCAAAAUCAAUGAUGAUGUUAAGAAGGAGACCGAAAAUCAAAGUAGUGAUGUUAAGAAGACCAAAAAUCAAAUUAGUGAUGUUAAGGAGACCGAAAAUCAAAGUAGUGAUGAUUAUGAAAAAAGUGAUUAUUAUGAUAAAAGUGAUGAUUAUGAAAAAAGUAAUGAUUAUAUUAUGCAAAUCCAUCUUGAUGGCAACAAAGAAGGUGAACAAUAA